Molecule: messenger RNA, 1881 nt
Organism: Psilocybe cubensis
Lineage: Eukaryota; Fungi; Basidiomycota; Agaricomycetes; Agaricales; Agrocybaceae
Exons: 8
Coding region: 1-1881 (626 amino acids)
Biological process (GO): intracellular signal transduction; peptidyl-serine phosphorylation
Cellular component (GO): spindle pole body
Molecular function (GO): protein serine/threonine kinase activity; ATP binding
Source: RefSeq, a predicted model, not a curated record
AUGUACUGCCUUACGGUUAAACCCCACCAGACUAUCUACGGAGUAUACCGUGUGAAACCUGGUAUAUCCGGAUUGUCUGGAGUCGAGACUAGGGAUCUGGCCUAUUCUCCCAUAACCGGGGAUCCUGUUACCGAAUGGGGCCUUAGCAUUUUUGUCCGGCGUUGCGAUCUCAGCUUCCUAUUCAAAAUCAGCGCUGCAAUGCCACAAACACCAAAUCUUUCAGGUCCGCCUUCACCAGCCAAACAGGUAUCAGGCCUUCCUCAGUAUUCAUCUCCCUAUUAUCGCGACAUUCAUAUGGACACCGCCAAAGGCACCAUGCAGGGCUAUAACGACAUCUACAUGGCUACGGCGAAAGGUGGUCACCUCGUCGAUGACAUUCGAAUGGAAACAGCUAGAGGUGGUUCGACAUUAAAACCACAGGGCGGGUUCCAAGUUUGGGAAAGGGAACUGCUGGAAAGCAGCGAGGUGAAGAGAAAGGCAACAGUUGCGCAACUUUGCAAGUAUAAUUUUCUUGAUUAUUACUUCCAGACGCUAGGUUACAUUGCAGCACGCAAAGAUCGCCGCGCUAAGUUCGACAAGGAUACCGCGUCGCGAAAUCUGAAAGGCCCAGAGUACCAAAAGGAAUUCAAGUCAUACUGUGGACGUGAACGCGUCAUUCUACGACGGCGGCGGACAAAACUUAGAGUCGACCAGUUCCAUAUCAUCGCGCAAGUCGGACAGGGUGGAUAUGGCGAAGUGUUUUUGGCACGGAAGCAGGAAUCAGGGGAAGUGUGCGCGCUCAAGAAGAUGAGAAAGCGGACGCUGUUUAAAAUGGAUGAGAUCCGACACGUCCUCGUUGAGCGCGAUAUCCUCACUGCGACCAAAACGCCUUGGCUUGUCCGCCUCCUAUAUGCAUUCCAAGAUCCAGAAUACGUCUAUCUCGCCAUGGAGUACGUCCCCGGUGGAGACUUCCGUACGCUUCUAAACAAUUCUGGGGUCCUGAAAGAAGAACACGCGCGAUUUUACAUCAGCGAAAUGUUCGCUGCUGUCAAUGAAUUGCAUAAGCUUGGAUACAUUCAUCGUGAUCUGAAACCUGAGAACUUCCUUGUGGACGGCUCUGGUCAUGUAAAACUUACAGAUUUCGGACUGGCGACAGGAGCCCUGAACCCAAAGCGAAUUGAAUCGCUGAAAGUCAAACUUGACAAAGUCAAAGACAAUCAAGUAAUACACCGCUCGACCAUUGAGCGACGAUCCAUCUACCGCUCCAUCCGUAAUGAAGAUCCCCGCUAUGCAGACUCCAUCGUCGGAUCCCCAGAUUACAUGGCUCCCGAGGUCCUGCGCGGAAAACCGUACACCUACUCUGUCGACUAUUGGUCCCUCGGUUGCAUUUUUUUCGAGUUCCUUGCUGGAUUCCCCCCAUUCAGUGGCAGCACCCCCGAAGAAACGUGGACGAACCUCAAAAACUGGACCAAAGUACUACGUCGGCCUGAAUACGACAAACCCGAGGACCUUAUUUUCAAUCUGACCGAUGUUGCAUGGGACGCUGUCACAAGGUUGAUCGCACACUCCAGUAUUAGGUACGCAACGAUGGACCAAGUAACCGCCCACCCUUUCUUCCAAAACGUCAAAUGGGAAGAUCUACGUUCCGUACGGGCCCCCUUUGUCCCCGCCCUCGAUUCCGAGAUCGACACAGGCUACUACGAUGAUUUCACCUCUCCAGAAGACAUGGCUAAAUAUGCCGAGGUCAAGGAAAAGCAACAGAAUGUCGACAAGGUCAAGGAGAAAGAAGAGCCAUUCGGACGAGGUGUGUGGGUUGGGUUUACAUUUGGUAAAAAUGGGCCUGGCGCGAAAGCGGUUGCACAGGGAGGCUACGAGGAUGGUGCUCUGGCGACCAUCUUCUAG